AGGAAACCGCAACAAAAACAACAACAAUAAAACACAAUUUCGGAUAUCCCCAUACAACAACAACAACUAUAAAUACAAUUCGUUCGAAUUGUUUGGAUAUUAACUACACACCAAAACAAAACAGCAAAUUAUUGAAAAAUACAAAAUAAAACAAGAAAAUUCUCGCUGUUUGGCAGAGCAGAGCGACGACCCGACCAAUAAAACCAACUACCAACAACUGAAAGAUAUAAACUAUACACCAAAUAAUUAAAUCAACAAUAACAUUGCAGCUGCAAACAUAGAAAUUGGCCAGCAAAAUGCCAACUGAACUGAAUGCAAAACAGCAGCAGAAAUAUUAAAAACUGACAUCUGGAGGAGCCGCGCCAAGACACCGGCAAGUGGUGUUGACAACAAUUUGCUGAGCAUGCAACGGAAACAAAAGCCAACAGCAGCCGUCGAAGAAGCAGCAGCAGCAGCAGCAAUAGCAGCAGCAGCAAUAGCCGUCAAAAGAUUGAAGCAGAUCCGCAGCAAUUGUAGCAGGAAAAGGAACAGCCGUAGCAGAAGCAGAAGCGGUAGCAGUAGCAGAAGCAGUAGCAGUAGCAGAAGCAAUUGGGGGAGCAGAGGUUGCUGCACACGCAACACACGCAGAAGGAGCUGCGAUCGAGCAGUGCAUCGUUGGCUGCUUUGAGCAGCGGGGCGUACAAAACAGGACGCGAGAGCAGGACGAGACGGCCCCGGGCGUGUGUGCGUUGUGGUGUGUGUGCGUCGGCCGUCUCAGUCAACUUGAGGAGAGCAACAAUAACAAUAGCAGCACAAUAAGCUGAUUGAUUUGAUUCAUUAAACAAGCAGCAGCAGCAUCAGCAGCAAAAACAUAAGAAUAACAAUGUCAUCCAACGAACCACCGCCACGUUAUGAGCCCGCUGUGGAGCCCAUCAAUGGUAUUGUACAGCCACCGGUUGUGCCGCCGCAGGAGCGACCGGGACGCAAUACAAAUCAAUUGCAAUAUUUGAUUAAAACCGUGAUGAAGGUCAUAUGGAAGCAUCAUUUCUCUUGGCCAUUUCAACAGCCCGUCGAUGCCAAGAAACUGAACCUGCCCGACUAUCAUAAGAUUAUCAAACAGCCAAUGGACAUGGGUACGAUCAAGAAGCGUUUGGAGAACAAUUACUAUUGGUCGGCCAAGGAGGCCAUACACGAUUUUAAUACAAUGUUCACCAAUUGUUAUGUAUACAAUAAGCCCGGCGAGGAUGUUGUUGUUAUGGCCCAAACGCUUGAAAAGGUAUUUCUACAGAAGAUCGAAUCGAUGCCCAAGGAAGAGCUCGAACUGGAGCCGGUUACGGCAAAGGGUGGCAAAAAGAAACAACGCGCACCGACCACACCCAAAGCGACCAGCAGCAGCAGCGCCGGCGCCGGUAUUGGCAGCAGCAAUGCGACAACAGCCUCAGCGACAAGUACACCAACAGCUGGCGGCAAGGCGGCACAAUCCUCACAGCUGCCAACAAACAUGGGCCUGCCACAAUCAGCGUCAGCGGUAUCAACGCCAACAUCAGCAGCAGCCCAAGCACAAGCAGCAGCAGCAGCAGCAGCGGCGGCAGCAGCCGCAGCAGCAGCAGCAGCGGCAGCAAACGCCCGACCAGUUUCCGCCAUGGGCGGUACGGUUUCAUCAACGGCCGGCGGAGGCGUUACACCGUCCAUACCACCGAUUAGCACAAUGCCGCCGCAUACGGUGCCGGGCAGCACGAAUACAACGACCACUGCAAUGGCAGCGGCAGCGGCAGCGGCGGCGGCGGGUGGUGGGCCCGGCGCAACAAAUGCGGCUGCACUAAAUGCGGCAAUGGCCAGCCUUUUAAAUCCUGCGCAGAGCGGCGCCGCCAGCUAUGGUGUUGGCGGCCAACAGACCUCGCUCAACAACAGCUCCCUGCUCGACGGCAAUGCGGCGGCAGCGGCGGUUGCCCAAGCCCAAGCGGCAGCAGCCGCCGCUGUCGCAGCUGCCGCCCUAGAUGGCACCGGCGGCGGCGGCGGCGGCGUAACAAUACCAACGGCUGCCGUUAACGCCGCCAAUGCGGUCCAGGCCUAUGUGAACAGCACGGCGGGCGUUGGAGUCGGUGUUGUCGAUGCUGUCAUACCACCACAGCAGCCGGCCAAAAUGAAGAAGGGCGUCAAACGGAAGGCGGACACGACAACGCCAACGGCGAACGCAUUCGAAUCGCCCUACGCCCAAAUGGACUCCAAAGCGGCCAAAAUAGCGACGCGGCGGGAAUCGAAUCGUCAGGUAAUUGGCAAAAAGGAUCUUACAUUCCAGGGCUCGGGCUAUCCAAUGUCACCAUUGGGUGUCGCUGGUGUGCCUGGUCUGGUUGCCGGCGGCGCCGUUGGUGGCGUACCGGGUGCCAAGUCCAAGGAGAAACUAUCGGAUGCACUAAAGUCAUGCAAUGAGAUACUCAAGGAGCUGUUCUCAAAGAAGCACUCCGGCUAUGCCUGGCCCUUCUACAAACCGGUGGACGCUGAACUGUUGGGCCUGCACGACUAUCACGAUAUCAUUAAGAAGCCAAUGGAUCUGGGCACCGUUAAGCGUAAAAUGGACAAUCGCGAAUAUAAGAGCGCGCCGGAAUUUGCGGCCGAUGUUCGAUUAAUAUUCACCAACUGCUACAAAUACAAUCCGCCAGAUCAUGAUGUUGUUGCCAUGGGACGUAAGCUUCAGGAUGUCUUCGAGAUGCGCUACGCGAAUAUACCCGACGAGCCCGUUGCGAAUGCGGCCCAUCAUCAUCAUCAUGGAUAUUCGAGUACAUCCAAGCACGAUGCAAGCGAUUCAUCUAGCGAGGAUUCCAGCGAUACCGAAAACGAGUCCAAUUCGGAUGAGGAGCGCAGCGCCAAGCUUAAAAUGCUCGAAUCAAAGCUGUUGGGCCUCCAGGAGGAGAUACGCAAGCUCGUCGAGGAGGCGUCCGCCAAAAAGAAGGCCAAGAAAAAACUCAAAGAAAAGAAAAAGUCACUCGGACCGAGCAGCGGCAGCGGUGCCGGCGGCGGUUCCGGUGGCGGUGGCGGCGGCGGCGGCGGCGGCGGUGCCCAUCAUCAGCAGCACGCGCCCAGCGCCAGCAAUGCCACACACGGCGGCGUCACAUUGCCCGCCAAUGUGGCCGCACUCAAUGCUGGCGGCGCAGCCAGCGCCAAUUUGUCGGCGCUGUUGAGCGGCUCGCUGGUGGGCGCCGGUGCUGCCGGCGUCGCUGGCGGCGUGCCCGGCGCGGCGAUGCUACAGCAUGUCCACGACAUGGCGAUGAGGCAGCUAACGGACAGCGGAGCCGCCGCCGGAGCGGGCUAUGCGGCCGGCGUGAAUGCAGCGGGCAUGUCAGCUGGCGGUGGCAAGGCGGCAGCCGGUGCAUUGGCUGGCGCUUUGGCAGCCGGUGCGGCUGCCGGAGCCGGCGGUGCUGGCGGCGGCGGCGGUGGCGGUGGCAGUAAAGGUGCUAAGGUCAAGGGACAGCGCGGCGCCAAGGGUGGUGCGGGCGUUGCUGCCGGUGGUGCAGCAGGCGGUACGGCUGCUGGUGCAGCCGGUCUGGGUCCAGGUGGUGCUGCCUCCGGUGGCGGUGGAGCCGGCGGUGGCGGUGGCGGCGGUGGUGGCGGUGGCAGCGGUGCCACCAAUGCGAAACGCACCAAGGGCAGCAGCAAUGCCGGCGCUGGAGCUGGAGCUGCUGGUGCCAAUGCUGGCGGAGGUGCCGCUGCACGCGGCAGCAGCAAAAAGAAGCCCAGCCAGGUGAUGAACUUCGAUUCCGAGGAGGAGGACACCGCCAAGCCCAUGUCCUACGAUGAAAAGCGACAGCUCUCCCUUGACAUUAACAAAUUGCCAGGCGAUAAACUGGGACGUGUGGUUCAUAUUAUACAAAAUCGGGAGCCAUCGCUGCGCGACUCGAAUCCGGAUGAGAUUGAGAUCGAUUUCGAGACGCUGAAGCCGUCGACGCUGCGCGAGCUAGAAAGCUAUGUGGCGUCGUGUUUGCGCAAAAAAACACGUAAGCCAUAUUAUAAAAAGCCUUCCGGUAAAUCAAAGGACGAGCAAAUGGCCGAAAAGAAACAGGAACUGGAGAAACGGUUACAGGAUGUAACUGGCCAAUUGGGCGCUAGCAAGAAAACAGCCAAGAAAGAUGAGACCACGUCCAGCAAAGUGGAGGCUGUGCAGCCAGCGAAUCCUGUCUCGUCUAGUUCAAGUUCCAGCGAUUCAUCGUCUUCGAGUUCGAGUGAUAGCAGUUCGAGUGACUCGAGCGACAGUGAAGCAGGCGAUGCCGACGAUCGGCCACCACGCAAGAAAAAAUCACGUGAUUCAAAUGGAAGCAAUGUAAAUAACAAUCCCAGCCUGGCUGGCAGCUUGCUCGGCAAUCUGGCGCCGGCGCCGACGGUGCAGCAAAUGCAAUCGGACUUGCAGCGCCAGCUGGAUCAGGUGGAUCAUAUGCUGUCCUCUGUGGGCGCCAACGCGUCAGCUGCACAAAUGACCAACCUCAUGGGCAAUGCCAAUCCAUUGGCCGCAGCGGCCAUGCUGAACAACAACAACAAGACAGCGCCGGGUGGCGGCGGCGGCGGCGGCGGCGGUUAUGCUGGCAAUGUGUUGCAUGCUUCUGGCCAUCAUAAAAACGGACUCGCAACGGGCGUCAACGAAUUGUUGGGCAGCGCUGCUGGCAAAUUGUCCGCUGCGUCUGCUGGUGCUUUGCCGCCGCACGGCUAUGGCGGAGCGGCGGCAGCAGCGGGCGCUGGACAGGCGGGCAGCAUUGGCGGCAUACGCAUUGCCAGCAAUUUGCAUAAGCAGCCCGAGCUGGCCGAUCAUCAUGCGGCGCUGACCGCUGCGCUCGCCUCCACAGGUGCUGCCGGCAACAACAACAACAACAGUAACAACAAUAACACGGGCACACUAGGCAUGGGCGUGGGCGUGGGCGUUAAUGAUGCUUUGUCCAGCGCCUCACUGGCCGCUGGCCUCAAGCAGAUACCCCAAUUCGAUGAUCCCGUGGAACAGUCGCUGGCCUCGCUUGAGUUUAGCGCCAGUUCCACGGGCAAAUCAUCGCUGACGGAAAACUUUUUAAUGGCCCACCAGGCGCAUAUGAUGCAGCAGCAACAGUUCGGAAUGCAGCAACAGCAGCAGCAGCAACAACAACAGCAGCAACAACAGCAGCAGCAGCAACAGCAGCGCAUGGACUACAUGACAGAGCUGCUGUCAAAGAGCGUGGAGAAUGUGGCUGGCAUGAAUGGCAACCAUUUGCUAAACAAUAGCAUAUUCAAUCUGGACAUGGCGACGGCUCCCUAUCAGCAGAAGCAGCAGCAGCAGCCCCACGGGCAACACGGCCAUCAAACGCAACAGCAGCAACAGCAGCAGCAGGCACACAACAAUGGCUACAAUGUGGCCGACUUUAGCGGCAUGCCGGGCUUUGAUAAUCUCAAUAUGGCUUCGGCUGGCCUGCUGGACCAUGUGAUGCCCAUGGCGGCCAUGAUGGGCAGUACGGGUGGCGGCAAGCUUAAAGAUGGUGAUCAGCAACAGUUGCAGCAACAGCAACAACAGCUACAACAGCAAUUGCAACAACAACAGCUGCAGCAGCAGCAGCAGCAGCAGCAACAACAUCAUCAUCAACAGCAACAACAACAUCAUCAUCAACAGCAACAACAACAGCAGCAGCAGCAGCAGCUGGCCCAACAGCAGCAGCAUGGCAAUCAGGCCAACAACAAAAUGCUAAUCAUACCGAAGCCUAUUGAGUCGAUGAUGCCAAGUCCGCCCGACAAACAACAGAUGCAGCUGCAGCAACAGCAGCAGCAUCAAAAGGUGCUGCCGCCGCAGCAAUCGCCCUCCGAUCUAAAGCUGCACGCCGGCAAUACGCACGCUAGCUAUCAGGUGUUCAAGAGCGCUGUCGAGCAGAAUCUGAAGAAUGCCAGCUCGUGGUCGUCGCUGGCAUCGGCCAGUUCGCCGCAGAAUACGGCGACCACGUCGAGCAAGGCCAAGCCGGCGAUGGAUUCGUUUCAGCAAUUCCGCAACAAAGCCAAAGAACGCGAUCGCCUCAAGCUGCUCGAGGCAGCCGAGAAGGAGAAGAAGCACCAAAAGGAGGCUGCCGAAAAGGAGCAGCAGCGCAAGCAUCACAAGUCAUCAUCCUCCUCCUCAUCCUCAUCAGCGGCGGCGGCCUCAUCCGCUGCUGCUGCUGCUGCUUCGGCGGUGGCCGCGACGCAAGCGGCUGCUGCGGCAGCUGUUGCUGCGGCUGCUGCUGCCAAUGCAACGGCUGUUAAUCCAAUUAGUGCCGGCAGCAACAGUAAUAGCAGCAGCAACAACAAUAACAACAAUAACAACAACAAUAACAGCAGCAGCGGCAACAAUAGCGGCAACAAUAGCGGCAACAACAGCAACAACAACAAUGGCGGCAGCAGCAACAACAACAACAACAAUGCUGGCGGUCAGUCUGCGUCGCAGAGCAGCGGCGAACGCGAGCGCGGCAGCAGCGCCACAGAUGCCUCACGCAUCGGCAGCGGCAUUGGCAUCGGCAUCGGCAUCAGCAUUGGCAGCGGCAGCGGCAGCGGCGGCAACAACAGCAGCAAUUCGGCCAACAGCAAUGGACCUGGCAGUGCUGGCAGCGGCAGCGGCGGCGCUCUUGGUGGCGGCGGCGGCAGCGCCAGUGGCGGCGGCAGCGGCAGCGCCAGUGGCGGCCCACUGCUCAAUGCCGGCAGCAACAGCAACAGCGGCGGCGGCGUCGGCGGCGUCCUCGGCAUAGGCAGCGGCAGCGGUGCAGCCAGCAGCAACAGCAACAGCAGCCUGGGCGGCAACAUUGCAACCAGCGGCUCGAACAGCCAAGGCGGCGGCAACAGCGGCAGCACUGGCGGCGGCGGCGGCGGCGGCAGCGGCAGCGGCAGCAGCGUGGGCAUUGGUGGUGGCGGCAUUAUUGGUGGCCCUGCGCCCGGCAAUGGCCACCAGUCGGCCAGCAAUGCCCAGUCGCAACAUGCAACGGCGGCAGCAGCAGCAGCAGCUGCAGCGGCACAAGCGACUGCGGCGGCCAACGCUGCGGUGCUGGCUGCCUCGCCACUGGGCGCCAUGGAAAGCGGACGGAAAAGCGUGCACGAUGCACAGCCGCAAAUAUCACGUAUGGAUGACAUUAAAGCAUCGCCGGGCCAGGGACAGAAUUCGCCGGCACAGCAAUCGCCGCAGGAUCGUGCCGCUGCCAAACGUGCAGAGCAGCGGCGAGCCGAGCAGGAGAGGCGCAGACGCGAGGCGAUGGCCGGCCAAAUUGACAUGAACAUGCAGAGCGAUCUGAUGGCUGCCUUUGAGGAGACGCUGUAGGUAACGGCCGCGACGGCUGCGUCGUCGACAACUAACACCAAAACGAAAAGCAAAAGCAACUCCUCCAAAUCGAGCAGCGCUGCCAGCAGAUCGCACGCGCACAAACGUCGUUCGCAUCACAGAAGGCAGCGUGAAUAAGUUUGGCAGCAGCAGCAGCAGCAGCAGCAGCAGCAGCAGCAGCAACAACAACAUCAAGGAAUGACAUACAACAACGGUAGCAGCAUAACAACACCAACAGUUGCAGCAGCAACAGCAGCACCACCACCACCACCACCACCCAACAACAACAACAGCAACAACAACAACAUUAUCAUCAUCAGCGAGACAUGAGCAACAUUAAUGGUAGCAGCAUACAAAAAAAAAAAAAAAAAUGAAGAAAAUGAAGACAACAAAAAAAAAAAACAAAACAAAAAACAAAACAGCAAUAUUAUAAAAAUACAAUACCAAGAAUGGGGGCGUUGACAACAGCAAGGCUUGGCUGGCUGGCACAGAGCAACAACACCAGCCCCAGCAGCGCAACAAUGAAAGCAACUAAAAGCAACAAUUUUUGAAAUCAAUCACACAAUUCAUAUUGGACGAGCAACAACAAAAGCAACACACAACAACGACAAUGUAACAACAAUUGUUAAAACAUAAGCAAUGUUCGAAGUAAUUAUAAUUACGUUUACAACUACAAUUAACAAACA
This is a messenger RNA of Drosophila virilis, 7944 nucleotides long. It is a transcript of the gene fs(1)h, whose product is annotated as female sterile (1) homeotic. Gene Ontology annotation, cellular component: nucleus; chromatin. Gene Ontology annotation, biological process: chromatin remodeling; regulation of DNA-templated transcription. The record is from RefSeq and is a predicted model, not a curated record. Lineage: Eukaryota; Metazoa; Arthropoda; Insecta; Diptera; Drosophilidae.